AUGCGUGCCAACUAUUCAAAGAAGCUCCAGAAAGCAGCAUUAAAUGUUCAAGCUAUGUCGGAGAUGAUGAUAGUACCUCACUUUCAGAAUUUGUGAAGCAAACCCCUUAAAAGUGCAAAAAUAUUCUGACAUCAUCCACAUAAAAAUAUCUUUAUCUACACGUCUAUACAAUUUCAGCCGACGAAAUAAAUUCGAUAACUAUUGUGUUCUCUCACAGCUGAAAGUAAUCAACUAUCUUGUUUAAUGUUUUUCAUACUGUGUUCAUCAGAACAGAUACUCAGCUAGAUUAAAGCAUUGCUCCGUCCACGUAUUGACCUUUAUGCAAGACGCGGGAGACGCGCGUGUUGUGAUACCUUAAUUUCGUCAUUUCGUGGGCGCAAUAAAGUGUCGAAAUGUCUUCCUCAAAGAGCAUCGCCGACGAUGCUCUUGACGUUAUGCAUUUACUUUCCCAAACAUAUGGAUGUAUUUAAUAUCAUACAAGACAGAAUAAAAUUUAAUCAGCAUUAAUGUUAUCCAGUCUAACUACCAAGUAUUGUACUUAAUGUAUAUCGAGAAAUUAGGACACCACUUAUUUCUAAUUUAAAACCUGACAUUAAUUAUUUACAGCAAUAUACUCGUGGUUUGUGGUGGAGUAAUUCCGCCGCAAGAUUAUGAUUUUCUCUUUGAGAAAGGCGUUGCUGCUGUUUUCGGGCCAGGUAUGUUUUCACGUCGAUUUGAUAUUUUGAAUUAUUUGUUCAAAAGCUGUGUAAAUUGAACAGUGGUUUGAGUGACACCAUUCGCCUCCAACACAGUCAACACUGCAAAUUGCAAUCAUAAGCAUUGACAUCACAGGCCGUAUUCUGACUCUAACUCUCGCAAAAUAUCUCAAGAAAUAUUUUUCCGAUUGAGGGUGUAACAGACACUACCGCUACCGUUACCAUUAACUAAUCAGAUGCAUAUAUUAUUCUACCCAAUUAAACAAUUAAAUAAUGUUGAGAGGUAAUGUUCGUUCAUUUGCACUUCAAAUCUCCAGCGUCUUUUCUACAAUUAUCCCCGAGCCAACGGGCGCCGUUCCGGGCGUAAGCCCUGGGCGAGGGUACUAAUUCCGCCCGGCUAUUUACACCCGGGGAAACGAAAGCAUUAGCGAAGUCUAAAGUUCAUCAAUGAUCGCGGGCGUGGGUGACUGUGCGUGUUUCGGUGGUUGGGCAUCUCACUGAUUUCAAAAUAUGGCUGUUUGCCAGGAGUGAAGAAGGCAAAAAAAUAUAAAAAAUACAUGUAAGAAAGCUAGUUAGUCAUCGGCCGGCUGUAAUGUCGAGAGCUCUGUAAAUUGUCUUAAUAAUUCAACUACAGAGUGAAAUCCUCGCAUGAAACCGAAAAAAUUUUGUUGCGGAUUCAAAUACGGAUCUACAUAUAUCUAUCCGAAUACGUUGCGUUCUCGAUAUGGGAUAUGGAUUCUUAAUUCCAUCAUCGUGCACAUGACUGAGAUACUUUAGUAAUUUGUUAUUGUUUUAGGCAUACAAUAUCAAUUUUGCAUUCUUGCUGUCUUGAAGUACAGUAUUCGAGACACACAUGAGUGCUGGAUGCUUUCAUAUUUGCAGGAAUUAACGUGUUAGAACACUUUGAAGUAGAAGCGCAUAUCACAAGUGAUUGUGAGCAUCGGAAAAUGAUACUCGCGUGGCUAGCUGUGAUAGCUUGGAUAAGUUCCUGUAGCUGAAGGAUGACUGUCGUGAAUGACAAUUUCCUGACUACAAAAUAUGUAAAAUGAAAACAAUGAAACAGAUAUACCUCGAACACUUUGUCGUGGCACAGACAACUUUAAAAGCAAUUAGAUAUUUUUUGAAUAUCAGUUUCGGACCACUACUUUAACGCAAAAUAAUAUAGGGAAAUUAACGCAAAACGAAGUAAAUGUACAUACGAAUUUUAAACAUGUUGGUGCGGUGGCGUCACCUAGUUUCCUAUCCAUUUCCUGAAACACUUGUAAAAUGAAGUCGAAGCUGAAAAUUCAGAUUUUCAACACUGCAUACUUUCACAUUUAAUGGCAACUUGCGCUUUUGGGCCAAUAUUGAAAUAUUGAAAUACGCCGUCUUUAAUGCAAACAUUUAUUGAAACGUUUUAACUCAUUCCAUGCACUUGACUGACCUUGUGGUCUGAGAUAUGACUCAAACUGAUUUAUGGUUAGAGAAUUAUGAGAAAGCCUUUUGCUCUGUAGUUAAGAUGGACAACCUCCCCAUUGUGGUAGGGGAAAAUAUUAAAAGACAAAAUGAAGAAUUUUGCAAGCGUAGCGUUUUCAAAACAAAUUUUCAGAGUUAUUUCGAUGCUCAUCCACCCUUUCAACUCAGUAAAGCAAUACUGACGGGGAAGUUUGAGUGGUCUUUUUCUGCAUUCGUUAGAGCCACCAGAUAUGGACUUCAUGUGUGUGUUAAAGAAUAUCACGUUUUCGCAAGAAGAUCGGAAAAACGGCGGCUUGCAGCAAAGAGAAGAUACGCCUUUUGUUUACGCAUUUGUGACAAAGAAUGAAACACAACAACUCUGGGGUGAGUUUUUUCACGAUGCGGAUACACAUGCAGGAAAGAAUCGAUUGUCUUCAAGAAAAUUGAAAGAAAAGCUGCAAGAUAACUACCAAAAGACAAGCAGAAUGUUCCAUACUUUGGUCGAGGAAGGGCUUGAACAAUUUAAUGAAGGUGCAGCAGCGACCGUUCGUAAGCCUAAACCUUCAUUGUCUUCCUUCCAGUGUUUUGUAGAAAUAUGGCAGAAGGUGUUAAGGCAACCAGUGAAAGAGCUAUAUAACAUACACAUAGAUAAAAGUCAGUUUCAAGAUGACAUGUUAUACCAACUAGUUCCUUCGAGUGACAUUGUGUUGUCUAUAUACUGCGAGGGAUGUCCCAUCCUGUGGGAGAGAAUGGAUGACGCGAGAACGACUUUGGCCUCAAAUAUAUUCAGUGGAAAAAAUUACACAAUCUGGAUUUCAUAUUGUCCCAAAGAGUUCGCCUGAUGGAGAUUUUCGUUUGUCUUUCUUUCGUGCUGAAUCAAUGUUGAUCGGGAUUCUCUUACCACUGCAACACAGAGUAAUGAGCGCUUUCAAAACAGUAGUGAAAUAUUAUGAAAAUACCUGGAGUCCAAAUCUGAAGGAGAUUAUAUCAAGUUAUCAUUUGAAAACCAUCGCAUUUUGGCAUUUCGAGAAAACGUCACAAAAAUCUUGGACUGAAGAAACUUUACUUCAUCAUCUUGUAACAUUAUUUCAGGAGUUCGCAGAAGUUUUGGGAAUACAAAAUCUUCCAAUGUAUUUUAUGCCAAAAUUUAACCUCCUCCAAGAUGUUGACGAUCCCGAAGUCACGCUGGACUUAAUGGAAAAGAUUUCACAACUUGCACACAAUUUCUCUGCGAUAUCUGAAGCUGUACACAAUUGCAAUCUUUUAAAAUUGCUGAUGGCGACUGCCUCCGAUCAUUAUAACCUUGCAAACAUCUUCGUCACCUUACGUGAAGAAAAAUUGAAAAAAGCGCAAGAAAACUGUGAAGUUUUAUUCACCUUCUACGAUGUCUUCGUAGCUAUGGAGAAACUCGUAAAUAGAUUAAUGUAG
Molecule: messenger RNA, 3557 nt
Organism: Paramuricea clavata
Lineage: Eukaryota; Metazoa; Cnidaria; Anthozoa; Malacalcyonacea; Plexauridae
Source: the annotation of a GenBank genome assembly